AUGACAGCUAUCGGCAAGUUCCGCCUUGAAUACCACAACUCUGCUGAAGAAGAGGAAGAUGAGAACUGGAGGGCUUGGGCUGAAUUAAUGACAGCUAUUGGCAAGUUCCGCCUUGAAUACCACAACGCCGCCGAAGAAGACGACGACAACAUGAACUUCCGCUGGAGAUGGGGCCCAGUUGACAUCGAUCUCGAGCUCAACGAAGACAAGAAGGUCGAACCUAAGAAGGGUUUGAGGAAGUUGUUAGAAGAGUAUUUGAAGGAACAUCCAAUUCGCCCAUUCCGCCCAAUUCCCCCACCAAUUUUCAAACCAUAUAAGCCACUUCGCCCAUUCUUCGGUGCUAAGCCAGUUGUAGCUCCAAAGAAGAACAUUGGCUUUAUUCCUUGGUAUAAGUACAUACCAAUCUACCAAAAAUUGCAGGAAAUUCAACGCAGAAGAAAAUAA
This is a messenger RNA of Trichomonas vaginalis G3, 444 nucleotides long. RefSeq lists its product as uncharacterized. The record is from RefSeq and is a predicted model, not a curated record. The transcript has a single exon. NCBI's taxonomy places the organism in Eukaryota, Parabasalia, Trichomonadida, Trichomonadidae. The coding region runs from base 1 to 444 and encodes 147 amino acids.